GUCAGAUUUUCUACAGUUUCACUGCGUCUCUAAUCCAAUUCUCAACAUAAUCCCAAAAAGCUCUAUACUCUGUGGGUCUGCCCUACUGAAUGACUCCUUACCCUUCUCUUCUUACCCAGCCUUCUCAGGUAUGUUUUCCACUGUCGAACAAGUCUGGUGGUCCAAAGGGCUCUAAAAGUAUGGCACAGCUCCAAGGGAGUCAGGAUGUGCCAGACCAGACCAAGCACACUGGCAUCCUGUUAGAAGACUGACUAAUUGACAAGACAUUCUGUACAGACCAAUAGAUACACCAGCAGUGAGACGUAUAGACCGGUAACUUGAUAGACUGAUAGAGACAGGUAGAUGGACAGAUCCAGAGACAGACUUAGACUCACUGACAGAUUGUCGGAAAUACUAAUUGGCACACAGACACAGUCUGAAGAGAGACAGACAGACAAGUACCCGAUAGGUAAAGGCAGACCAAUAAGAAGACCCAGACAGAUUGAAGGUAGAUAGAUACCCAGAGACCAGCAGAGGGAUAGGCAAUCAGACAGCUCGACAAAUAGCCAGGCAGGCUGACAGUUGAGAGACUGUAAACUUGAUGCUUGCAAGUUAAUGAAGCAACUAUUUCAAAUAUAUUCAAAUCAUGUUUUUUCCUUUAUUCUUUUUCAUUAAUUUGAUUGGCAGACCACAAAGAGCGGAUGGGAGGGAGGGUUUGUGGUUGCUAUGGCAAUGGCCUGCUCUUUGUUAAAAGGAUACAUUCCUGGCAUCUGAUCUGUGUCACGAUCGAUAUAACACAGCCUGCGGGGAAUGGAAAAUGGAGAGUAUGGGGCUUCUCCCAGGCAAUGACGACGAGAGAGAGAAAGAGAAAAAAGGAGUGAGGAAGGGGUGUGAAAAAUUAGGACCAGAAGAUGAGAGAACAGUAGAGAAGCAGCAGCAGAUAUAUAGGGUGGAAAAGGGAGAAGGAUGGGAGGGAAGACACCAGAGUGCAGCUGUUCAGAGUCGGGAGCUAUACAGUGAUGGUGGUCUGCAAGGAUACGAAGCUGUGUCGUAACAGAGGGCAGCGUGGGUAAAAGUUAUGCGGCGCUUCGCCCUGUACCACUGCCACCCUUUUCUGGGUGGGGCUCUGCUGCUACUGCUGGCUAGCUGCGCCAUGGGCUGCCCCGCCCGCUGCGAUUGCUCCGCCCAGACCAAGUCAGUCAGCUGCCAUCGCAAGCGCCUGCCUACCAUCCCUGAGGGCAUCCCCAUCGAGACCCGGCUUCUGGACCUGAGCAAGAACAAGCUGCGGAGCAUCACCCCAGACAACUUCUCCUCCUUCCUACAACUGGAGGAUCUAGACCUCAGCGAUAACCUGAUUGGCGUGGUCGAACCGGGCUCCUUCAAAUUUCAGCUCUCCCUGCGCUCGCUGAACUUCCACAGCAACCUCCUCCAGCUGGUCCCUGCCGGCGUGCUCUCCGGCCUGGCCAACCUCACAAGUCUGGACCUCAGCCACAACAGGCUGGUGGUGCUGCUGGACCAUGGCUUCCAGGACCUUCGGAGGCUGGUGUCCCUGGAGGUAGGCGACAAUGAGCUGGUGUUCAUCUCCCAGAGGGCCUUCACGGGCCUGCUAGGCCUACAGAGCCUCACCCUGGAGCGCUGCAACCUGACUGUGGUGCCCACCGAUGCCCUGGGGCACCUGCACAGCCUGGUGGAGCUCCGCCUGCGCCACUUGGGCAUCGGCACCCUGAAGCCCUAUUCCUUCAAGAGACUUCCCCGUCUUCGCCACCUGGAGAUCGACUACUGGCCCUGGUUGGAAGUCUUACCCGCUCUGUCACUACAUAGCCUCAACCUCACUACACUCUCUGUCACCAAUACCAACUUGUCGUCCUUCCCCGGCCAUGCUCUACGCAACCUGCCCUACCUCACGCACCUCAACCUGUCCUUCUGCCACAUCCAGCACAUCCAGCAAGGGGUGCUAGACCAGCUUCCGCGACUGCAGGAGUUGCACCUGCGAGGAGCUCAACUGGUUUACAUUGAACCCCUGGCCUUCCUGGGCCUCCCAGCACUACAUAUGUUGGACGUGUCCCACAACCAGCUGGACUCAGUGGAGCGAGCUGUGUUCAAGUCCCCUGACAGCCUGCAGACGCUGCUCAUGGGGGGGAACCCACUGGUGUGCGACUGCCGGCUCCUAUGGCUGCUGAGUGGCCGGAAGCCACCCUUUCUGCAGCUCCCUGACCCACAGCCCGAGUGCAGUGCCCCUGAGCGCCUCCGUGGGAAACCCCUGCUGGACCUCAAGGAGCCGCUGGUGACACGGUAUGUGAUCUGCACCAAGCCCCGGAUUGGGCCCAACACCACCCAGCUGCUGCUGGCAGAUGAGGGGAAGCCUGUUCGGCUCAACUGCAUUGCAGACGGGGCUCCUCGGCCCUCCAUGGCCUGGGUGACGCCACACAGACAGUAUGUCACAGUGAAAAGCACCGGUAGAGUGACGGUCCAUACCGACGGCACCCUGGAGAUCAAGGCUGCAGAGCUGCACGAUAGCGGCGUGUACCUGUGUGUGGCCAGCAAUGCGGCGGGCAACGCCAGCCUGUCGGCCUCGCUGGCGGUGAAGAGCCUGGGUAUCAGCGACACAUCGCUCUACGCCAACAAGAUUGGACUCCUGGCGGACUCCAACGGGACCUGGGCCAACGGGACCGUCCUGUACAAUAUGACAAACCCCAUAGACCUGAAGACCAUCAUCAUCUCCACAGCAAUGGGCUGCCUGUCCUUCCUGGGCGUGGUCAUAUUCUGUUUCCUCCUCCUGUUUGCAUGGAGUCGUGGGAAGGGAAGGCACAAGAGCAACUUUGACAUGGAGUACGUUCCCCGCAAAUCGAACGGGACAGCAGCGGAGGCAACUGAGACAAGCGGGCCCAGACGAGUCAACAUGAAAAUGAUUUAAUUUAACAAACGGACCAACUCAUAUGAUAGUAACAAACAAAAUACAGUGCAUCUCAUUUGCAAAUAUUUAUUUGAUACAGUGGAGUCGUGAAAAUGGUUGUGAUGUACCGAUGUAGUGGUGUUGAUAUGAAGAUGAUCUAGUGAUUCAGUGGACAUGUUGAUAUAAAAGUUAUCAAUGAUACUGUGGACGUGUUUAUAUAAAAUGAUGUAAUCAUACAAUACACUGGAUAUAAUACUAUAUAAUCCACAUAUCAAUUUGACAGUGAUGCAGUGAUACACCGCUGGGCAUUCGCUAGUUGGUGAUGUAAUGACUAAUGAUGUUGUAGACUCGCGUGACACCAAGGUGAGAAAGGAAGUCUCUUGGAAUAACGGGAGAAGUUGAGAUGACAGUGGAGCUAUCAUAGCUAUCAUUGCUAGUAAAUUGUGUCUAAUACCCAUCUGAGCUGCAGGUGUGAGUGUGCGCGUAUUUGUACUGCCUUUGUUGUGUGACAGGGUAAUCAUCAAGAAUAAUAGGGUCCAAAGUUGUUUGACCUGCCUUUGUAUUUGUUAAUUCAUUGUAACAACAGUAUUGUCACUGUUCAGUAAAAUAACGUAUGUUUGUAUGCACAUGCAAAUCCCUCCAAACAUUAUCCAAGAGACCUGUUGCAUAUAUUUUCAACUAGGUCAUUGUUUCCCUUUGUACCACCUCAAGAUAGGUAUAGAGGGAUUUUAGCAAAUCAACCUUCAACUCAAGGAACAUUUAUACACACGAUAUUUACAACUUUAAGUGGGAGCUCAAAUCACUAGAAAAACACAAGACAACUUCUUGCUGAAGAAAUAGUAGCAGCUGAAAAUGUUGGUUAUUGCUUGGAAAAAGACCACAGGUGAUAAAAUUUGUAUGUUAAAUCCCCUUUUAUUACCUUAUAAAUCAAUGGCAGAUUUUCCUGUCAGCAAAUUCUCCUGAUGUAACAUAAAAAAUGGUCAGUGACUAGACUAGACACAAUAGUAAAGAUUUACUGACCAAUGUCCCCCUUGGAACAGGACAAAUCUCAGCCCCGUUGAGUUAUGGGUUGUAUUGUAUCCCCUCUUAAUUUCUUUAUCCCAAUGCUUCAAGCUGGCAUGUCCUGAGGCCUCCCAUGGGCUAAAGGGGGUUUCUGGGUAUUUAAUUGAUGACAUUGGAAAGUUGUGGCGUUUUUGUUUAAAUGUUUAAACUGUAAAAAAUAAUAUAUAUAUAUUAAAGGAUGUAUUAAGGGCAACUCUUUGUAAAUGCAGGGAUGUGUGUCAACAUGUGUAAUAUAAUGUUAAAGGUUGUAUAAAUGUUUUCAUAUGAUAAAUUUAUGGGUAUAUUUUCAACGGAAAUAAAUCGUAAUCAUACA
This is a messenger RNA of Salvelinus fontinalis (brook trout), 4247 nucleotides long. RefSeq names its product leucine rich repeat and Ig domain containing 2b (gene lingo2b). The transcript has 2 exons. The record is from RefSeq and is a predicted model, not a curated record. Bases 1058 to 2893 code for a protein of 611 amino acids. Gene Ontology annotation, molecular function: protein binding. Lineage: Eukaryota; Metazoa; Chordata; Actinopteri; Salmoniformes; Salmonidae.